GCCCCUGCUCCAGCCGCGCCUUACCCCUCCCCGUUGUUAUGGGAAUAUCCGCUGGCUCUGAGGCCCGCCUUCUAGGUGGUGCCGGCGUUUGGUUCCGCCCCUCGUAUAUUCGAUUUCCGCUCGGGGAAAGCCUGCUUCCGUUCCCUGCCGCGUUGCCCGGCAAGAUGGCGGCUCAGCAUCCUCUGCGGGUGUUAGCCCUGGCCGGCUUCCGGCAGAGCGAGCGGGGUUUCCGUGAGAAGACCGGAGCGCUGAGGAAGGCGCUGCGGGGCCGCGCCGAGCUCGUGUGCCUUAGCGGCCCGCACCUGGUCGCGGAUGCCGCGGGCCCCGAGGACGCCGGGCCGGACUCCGGUGAGACGGGCCCUGUCUGGGAAAUGCACUCCGAGUCUUUUAUCUGGCCUCGUUUCCGUAACACCCUUCAGCGUACCCUCACGCUGAAUCCUCGCCUCGUCCCUUCCCCCUGCCCAUACUCCUCAUUGCUUCCGUCCCAGCCUCCCAGGCUUCCGCCUUGAUCAGUCUUCCCGGUCUUGUCAGGACACUGUGCUCUCCACCUCAUUUCCCCUAGAUUUUCUUCUCUUCCUUCGGCGGCCUCUUUGCUCUUUGUCAUUUCCAAACCCUCCGUCCUUCCCUUUUUCAUUUCGCAUCCGCUAGAUACGCUGUCCCUAACCCGAUCCUUUCCCCUAUAUCG
This is a messenger RNA of Ailuropoda melanoleuca (giant panda), 685 nucleotides long. RefSeq names its product OVCA2 serine hydrolase domain containing (gene OVCA2). The transcript has a single exon. The record is from RefSeq and is a predicted model, not a curated record. NCBI's taxonomy places the organism in Eukaryota, Metazoa, Chordata, Mammalia, Carnivora, Ursidae. Bases 39 to 509 code for a protein of 156 amino acids.